CUGGUCGGCAGGUGUCAGUAAUGUGUUAAGAAACCUGGGAAAAGGAACGAAGAAGACCCGUGUCCUUCACAACAGCUAACAUGGCUACUGCUACUAAAUUCAUUCAAAGGCUGCGAAAUUUUUUAUCAGGGCAUGACCUGCAAGCCAAACUGCAGCUGCGAUAUGAGGAGAUUGCAAAGAGGACACAACCACCACCCAAACUGCCAGUAGGCCCGAGCCACAAGUAUGCCAAUAACUACUACUACAGCAGAGAUGGACGGAGAGAAUCAGCCCCUCCCACACUCGUGAUGUCCUCACAGAAAGCCCUUACUGCUGGCAGUCAAGUUGCUGAGACCUCAAAGCUUCCAGUGACUCCCGGGGCUGUUUAUAAAGAGCCAACAAUCUCCACAGACCAGCCCUACCUCUGAGCAGCAAGACAAGACUCUGCAGUGUCAACAUCAUGUCUCCAUCCUGCCCUGACUACAGCAAGUGUUGGUUGUAUCUUGUACAAUAGAAGAUGUGAAUAAAAUACUAUGUUUAUCUGUU
Oreochromis aureus is the source of this 525-nucleotide messenger RNA. It is a transcript of the gene ndufa7, whose product is annotated as NADH:ubiquinone oxidoreductase subunit A7. The transcript has 4 exons. Gene Ontology annotation, biological process: mitochondrial electron transport, NADH to ubiquinone; ATP synthesis coupled electron transport. The record is from RefSeq and is a predicted model, not a curated record. The coding region runs from base 81 to 407 and encodes 108 amino acids. Gene Ontology annotation, cellular component: mitochondrial inner membrane. NCBI's taxonomy places the organism in Eukaryota, Metazoa, Chordata, Actinopteri, Cichliformes, Cichlidae.